This is a messenger RNA of Uranotaenia lowii, 1477 nucleotides long. Its product is annotated as tubulin beta chain-like. Gene Ontology annotation, molecular function: structural constituent of cytoskeleton; GTP binding; GTPase activity. Bases 79 to 1395 code for a protein of 438 amino acids. Gene Ontology annotation, biological process: microtubule cytoskeleton organization; mitotic cell cycle. The transcript is spliced from 2 exons. The record is from RefSeq and is a predicted model, not a curated record. Gene Ontology annotation, cellular component: microtubule; cytoplasm. Lineage: Eukaryota; Metazoa; Arthropoda; Insecta; Diptera; Culicidae.
UAGUUGAAGUUUUAGUUUAGGUUUCAAAAAAGUAAGAAAAAUUGCAAUUCGAAAAAAAAGUUUUCUAAAUUUUUUGUGAUGCGUGAAAUUGUAGCCCUUCAUCUCGGCCAAUGUGGGAACAAAAUAGCGGACAGCUUCUGGGAAACCGUCUGCGAGGAGCACUGCCUGAACGAUCAGGGCCAAUUCAUCGGAAAGCACUUCCUGCCACUGCAGCGGAUCAAUGUCUACUUCGACGAAGCGCCGUGUUGCAAUUUUGUUCCACGUGCCAUCUUCGCCGAUUUAGAACCGGGUACGUUGAAUGGCUUACGGUGCAGCCGUUUCGGGAAACUAUUCUCCCCGGACAGUUUGGUGAGCGGAAAUUUGGGCGCAGGAAACAAUUGGGCCCGCGGGUAUCACACCGAAGGAAGGGAAUUGAUGGACCGGCUGAUGAAUGUAGCCCGGAAGAUGGUCGAAGGCUGUGAUUGCUUCCAGGGAUUCCAACUGGUUCACUCGAUCGGUGGAGGAACUGGUUCCGGGUUGGGUUCGUUGGUUAUGGAAAAUUUGAAAGACGACUAUCCUCGGAAGAUAAUGAACACAUUUAGUGUUAUUCCGUCACCUAAGGUUUCAGAAGUAGUCGUUGAACCGUACAAUGCCGUAUUCAGCUUAGGCACCAUGACCACUUGCAGCGAUGAGACUUUUUGUCUGGACAACGAAGCACUUUAUGACAUCAACAUGACUACCCUGCGAAUCCCGAAACCUACCAUUGAUGAUCUGAACCACUUGAUAUCGAUGGCAAUGUCCGGUAUCACCUGCAGCUUCCGAUACCCUGGUCAACUAAACUCGGACUUGCGGAAGCUUUUGACAAACAUGGUCCCAUUCCAGAAGCUGCACUUUUUCGUACCCGGAAUUGCUCCGCUGACUGCAAAGGCGAACGAAUGCUACAAGCAACUUUCUGUUCCGGAGUUGGUUUAUCAGAUUUUCGACGAACGAAACCUGAUGGCGGCCUGCUCUCCCAGCAAAGGGAAAUAUCUCACCGCAGCUGCUCUUUUCCGAGGUCGGGUUUCGACCCGAAAUGUAGAGGAACAGAUGGCCAACAUGCGGCAGAAAAACAUUGACUGUUUUGCUCCCUGGAUCCCCAACAAUGUCAAGUCCGCUAUUUGCGACAUUGCACCAAGAGGCCUUAAGAUGGCAGCCACCUUCAUUGCCAACACAACGGCCAUUACUCAUCUAUUUUCGCGGCUGUUAGAGCAAUUCUCGACCAUGUACCGACGAAAGGCUUUUCUCCAUUGGUAUCUCGGGGAGGGAAUGGAGCAGCAGGAAUUUACCGAUGCUGAGCAAGAACUUAGACAACUCAUUUCCGAGUAUGAGUGUUACGAUGAGAGGGCAGGUCAGGACAGCACAGAAAACGUGGAGUAGCCUAUAGCGGAGUUGUAAGGGUUUACGUUUAUAAAACGCCCUAAAACACACGGUAUUGUACAAAAAAAUUGUAUACAAAAAG